UCUUUCAGUACUAUUAUCAAUGUCGAUUGUCAUAAAUUAUUAUAGCUGUAAAAUGUUAACGAUAUUUUUAUUUAUAUUUUUGCCAUUUUCAUUCUGAUGUGUAUUUAAUUGUCAACAUUUAUUAUCAAAAAAAAAAAUAUAUCAGUCGCAGAAGAAAUAUUAAUAAAAUUUGUUGGCAAAAAAAAAAAGUAAGUACAUGAUAAAGCUUUCAUUAAUAAGAGAUUUUUGGAUUAAAAAAGCAUUCUUGUAAUAAAAAUUAAUUAUGUUUGUAUAAUCAAAAUUUAAAAAUGUCAAAACAUUGCGAUAUUUGUAAUUUCGAUUUACUUGAUGAUUACGCAUAUCAAGGACACUUGUCCGGUAAAAGACAUUUAAAAAAUGUUCAACUAAUUGAUGCCACAUCAAGAUCAGUUUAUAUUUAUUGGGGAUAUAAUAAAUUUGUUCUUGAUGAUCUAUUGGCUUAUCUUUCGAGUUUCGAUAAAAUUGUAAAACACAAAUUUGGACCAUACCUCGAAUAUGGAAUCUUUCAAUUUCAAGAAAGCGAAACUGUCGAAAAGUUAUUGCACACGGAAUUAUUGUACGAAGGAACCAAAUUAGAAGUCAGGCCAAGAACAAUUACAAAAAAUAGUAGUAAUAACACUACUGCUACGAAUUCGGAGACAAAUGAAAAUACUGAGGAGAAUAGUGAAAUUAAUUUUACAAGAUUAAAACCAAUUUUCGAAGAAAACACAAAUUUCGAUGAUCAAUUGGCUUCAUUUUUAAAGGAAGUUGCUCUAAGUGAUCAUGAAAUUGAAGCAUUGUACGAACCAGUGUGCAUUCAUUUAAAUCGUUUAUUUCGACAAGUUUUUCGCAAAUGUCGAACUUAUCGAUUUGGCUCAACAGUAACUGGAUUGUGUUUUAAAAAAUGUGAUCUAGACAUAUACAUGGACAUAGGUGAAUCAAUUAGCAAUGACGAAAAUGAAAAGAAUCCAAAUAUUUUGACAUUUCGAAAAGUUUUCAUUGAGGCAAAGAAACUUUUAUUUCGAAAAAAUCAAUUUUACAGUAAAGUUAUACCAAUUCCACGUGCAAAAACGCCAAUUAUCAAAUUUUUUAAUAUACCAACAAAAACAUCGUGUGACUUGUCCUUUAGAAAUAGUUUAGGCGUACACAAUAGUCUUUUAAUAAAACACUAUUUAACAUUUGACCCACGCCUAAGACCGUUGAUGAUGCUCAUAAAAUAUUGGGCAAGACAUUGUGAUAUUUCAACGGAAACACGAGGUGGAAGAAUAACAAAUUAUGCAUUAGUAAUGCUAUUUAUAUUUUAUUUGGAACAACCAAAUGUAAAUUUGGUACCAACUGUAAUUACAUUGAAAGAUUUUUGUAAACCACAAAUUAUUGAUGGAUGGCAAGUGAAUUUUGAUAAAAAUAUUAAACAUCCCUCAAAGGAAAAUAAAAGUACAAUUCCUGAAUUACUUUAUGGAUUUUUUGAUUUUUACGCGAAUUUUGACUUUAAAGAAUUUGUCAUUUGUCCAAUUGAUGGUCAUUCAUAUUCGAAGGAGUCUUUUGAAGAUAUCGCUAAUCUACCCGAAUAUAUGGACAGUUACAAAGAAUAUAUGAAGAAUACCGAAAAUGCAUUUUCAUUUGGAGUACAAAAACCAAUGUGCAUUCAAGAUCCAAAUGAAUUAAAUCAUAAUUGUUCAGGAAACGUUACACUUUUUCUCCUUGAAGUUUUCAAAAAACAUGCCUCAACAUCUGCUGAAGUUUGUGACAAAGCUUUGAAAAAUAAUGAUACAUCUCAAUUAUUAUUAAAUCUCUUUUUAACAAUGCCAAUAAUCACAAAACCAAAUGCAAGGAAAAUUGUUAUACCAAUUUUUAUUCAAAAUUUUCUACAUAUUGAAAAAACAGACGAAAAUUCUCCAAAUAAAACAGAAAGUGAUAAAUUUAUAAAACAAGAUUUAUUUGACAUUGUUUUGGAUAUUGUGAAAAAUAUUUUUAUAAAAGUAUUUAAAAUGAAAGUUGAAAUAUCAUCUAUUGAUCGUGAACAAAAGCAGCAAAAAAUAGAAAUUAUUUCCGAUGUACAUACAAAGGAUAGUGAUAAAAUUGUCCUCGAAUGUACAGGCGAUCGUUUAUUGUGGCGUGAUAGAAAAAUUAAAUCACUUGUUCUUGAUCCAAGUUAUAGUAUACUUGAAAAAGAGGUGAUCAUUACAAAUAAAAUGCUUGAAAAAAAACAAAAUAAUAAUAAUAAUAAAAUACACAUAAAUUUUCUAUGUGUUUUUGAAAAAUAUCAAAAUCCAACAAAAGUUAUUCUUACAUUAAUCGAUAAAGAUUGUGGAAGGGCAUUUAAGGAUUUUUCAGGUUUUCUUAAGGGUAAAAUUCCCAAUAUCGUUGAAAGAACAUUAUUUCACAUGAUACAAUAUAAAAAACGUUCAAUAACAUUUGACAGAAUUGACGAAUCUAAUGAGGAGGAAAAAAAAGAAGAAUCUUAAAAAUUAUCUAUCGAUAAAUAUCAAAUAGUAACGAAAAAAAAAAUAUAUUUAAUUAAUUUGACUCUAAUUUUUAAAAACUUGUAAAAUAAAUUUUAAUUUUUCAGUUAUUUUUUAAAAUGUUUUUAAAAUUAACAGUAUUAUUUUUCUAUAUUAUUUGAGUUAUAUAUAUAAUUUAAAAAAAAUUAUGUAUAAAAUAACUGAAAAAUUACGUUAAAUUGUUUUAUCUGCGUGUAAUAAUACUUUAA
Molecule: messenger RNA, 2707 nt
Organism: Leptopilina boulardi
Lineage: Eukaryota; Metazoa; Arthropoda; Insecta; Hymenoptera; Figitidae
Product: speckle targeted PIP5K1A-regulated poly(A) polymerase-like
Exons: 6
Coding region: 288-2462 (724 amino acids)
Biological process (GO): mRNA 3'-end processing; mitochondrial mRNA polyadenylation
Molecular function (GO): poly(A) RNA polymerase activity
Source: RefSeq, a predicted model, not a curated record